Molecule: messenger RNA, 2175 nt
Organism: Closterium sp. Naga37s-1
Lineage: Eukaryota; Viridiplantae; Streptophyta; Zygnematophyceae; Desmidiales; Closteriaceae
Source: the annotation of a GenBank genome assembly
AUGGGGGGUCCGGCCUUUGAUCUCCUCGCCAACCCGCUGGGAGCGGUGCGCGUCCUCUUCGACCGCGAGGUCCACCGGCUCCGCAGCGCCGCACAAAUCGGCGGACAAGGCGGCGGCGAUGGCGGGGGCGCGCAGGAGGCGAUAAAGCGGCAGCUGGCGGAGGGGGACUGGGGAGUUCGCGCGCUCGUAGACGAAUUCCUGUUCCGCGACGGGAACAUCGAUAAGGUGCCGGAGAUUAACUCUGUGGGCGUGGAUCACGUGCCUGUGGGAUCUCUUGUCAGAUUCCGAGGCAUGGUACAGGACAUGUGGGGCACGGAGUUUUAUCAGGGCCUCUACAAACGAAGCAGGCAGCCCCCAUCCACUUCCCCCUCAGGCUCCUCCGCCUCCCCCGCUUCCCCCUGGCGCACCACCAAGUACACUGAUGGGGACUGCGCAGGGGGGAUGGGGGGAGAUGGAGCGGAGGGGCUGGGAGAAGGGGCGGCCGAUUUUGGCAGUAUCUGGGAGAGGCGGCUGCUGUACUGUGUGCCGGUGCCGGGGGAGCAGCCGUGGGCGCGAGCUCUCAGGGAUGGGGGGAGGGAGGGUAGGGGGAACCGGGGGAGAGGGGAGGGGGGAAGCGGAGGGGAGGAGAGCAGUGGGGCGGAGAAGAGGGGCAGAGAGGAGGGGGACGCUGAAGCCAUGGGCAUGGACGUGGAAACGAGGGGGGCUCCCGGCGAGGCAGGGGAAUCCAAGAGACAGGCCACCACUGCAGUUACCAGCACCACAGACGCUGCCAUCCCCACCAGCAGCAGCAGCACCCCCGCACAGCCCGGCAGCACCGCUGCUGCCGGCAACCCCGCUCCAUUCGUGGAUCUGCACUUCCCUCUCGGCCCCUCUGCCUCUGCUUCCCAUGGCCGCCCGCUGCUGCCAUGCAUUGUCAAGCUGUACGACAGCGUAGAGGCACAGGUGAAGCUGAACCAGGUGGUUGAAUUCGUGGGGGUGGUGGCACCCCCAUCCGCACCCACCGUGCAUGCCCACACAGCAGUGGGGCACACAGCAGCACACGACGCAGGUGCAGCCACAACCGCUGGCGCAGGUGCAGUGACAACCGCAGGCGCAGGCACAACGAUGGAGGUGGAGAGGAUGGGAGGCGACAUGGGCAUGGGAGCGUGCCCCUCUGCGUGUCUGCCCAGCAGCCAGGUGCUGCGCCUGCACUGCCUCACCUGGAGGAAGCUUCCUGACCUCUUCCAGCCCGCCACGGAGCCCACUGUCGCUGCAGCAGCCGGCAUCAGGGCAGUGUUGUUGUCCCGAUUGGCUGCUGCUCUGGGCGGCGACAGGCUGGCGGCAGAGUAUUUGCUGCUGCACCUGCUGUCGCGGGUACACACGCGCAUAGAGCCCAUGCCUCUGGGAAAACUCUCCCUCAACCUCUCCGGCUUCCCAGAACCUUCCUCUGCCUCCACUCCCUCUCCAACCCCUCCUCCUCUCUCCUCCUUUCCUCCCUCACUCUCCCAAGCCGUCUCCCCCUCUCUCUCCGCCCUCACCUCCUCUCUCCAAACCCUCCUCCCAGCCACCCACACUCUCCCGCUCUCCCUGGACAAUCUUAACUCGCGCCGCCUCACGCCCCACAAGGACUAUACCUCGGACAGGCUAGUCUCUGGCGUGCUGCAGCUGCCAGCAGGGACCCACCUAACUCUUGACGAGACGGCUUUAAAGCCGGGAAGGGUGACGGCGCUAGGGAGUCAGAACCUGCAGGCACUUAAAGAGCAAUUGGAGUGGCAAAAAGUGGAUUACGAUUUUCAAUACUAUAAGAUGGAGAUGCAGAGUGAUGUUCCCGUGCUCAUUCUCUCGCACGCCACGUCACGCCUCCUGCCUGCUGACGUCAGCUUGCCAGUGCGGUGCACGGCGCCACCUCAGCCUGUCCGUGAGGACGAGCCGGAGGUCGCCACUUGGCGGCGGUACAUUGGCUGCUGCCGGCUGCUGGAUCACGAGAUUAAGGAGGACAUGCGGGAGCAAGUGGAGAGGGAACUUGUGGCAGCGCGCCAGCAGGACCCCUCUCUCGACUCCGAUACUUUCCACCGGUGGCUCACGUUGGCUCGCCUGGCAGCAGCAAGCUUUGGAGAGAGGGAGCUCUCGAGGGAGAGGUGGCAGGCAGUGAGGGACCUGGAGCGCACUAGAGAGGCUCGUAACCGAGUGGUGUAG